This is a messenger RNA of Talpa occidentalis (Iberian mole), 825 nucleotides long. Its product is annotated as 60S ribosomal protein L3-like. Gene Ontology annotation, molecular function: structural constituent of ribosome; RNA binding. Gene Ontology annotation, biological process: ribosomal large subunit assembly; translation. The transcript is spliced from 5 exons. Lineage: Eukaryota; Metazoa; Chordata; Mammalia; Eulipotyphla; Talpidae. The record is from RefSeq and is a predicted model, not a curated record. Bases 54 to 824 code for a protein of 256 amino acids. Gene Ontology annotation, cellular component: cytosolic large ribosomal subunit; ribosome.
UAUAGUGAGCAUCUGCCUGCGGCCGACCUCUACUGGCGGCUUGGGACGGAGCUAUGUCUCACAGGAAGUUCUCCGCUCCCAGACAUGGGUCCUUGGGCUUCUUGCCUCGGAAGCGCAGCAGCCGGCACCGAGGGAAGGUGAAGAGUUUCCCCAAGGAUGAUUCCACCAAGCCUGUCCACCUCACAGCCUUCUUGGGCUACAAGGCUGGCAUGACCCACAUUGUCCGCGAGGUGGAUAGGCCAGGAUCCAAGGUGAACAAGAAGGAAGUGGUGGAAGCUGUGACCAUUGUGGAGACACCGCCCAUGGUGGUGGUGGGCAUCGUGGGUUAUGUGGAAACCCCUCGAGGCCUCCGCACCUUUAAGACUAUCUUUGCUGAGCAUAUCAGUGAUGAGUGCAAAAGGCGUUUCUACAAGAACUGGCAUAAAUCUAAGAAGAAGGCUUUCACCAAAUACUGCAAGAAGUGGCAGGAUGAAGACGGCAAGAGGCAGCUGGAGAAGGACUUCAGCAGCAUGAAGAAGUACUGCCAGGUCAUCCGCGUCAUUGCCCACACCCAGAUGCGACUGCUGCCUCUGCGCCAGAAGAAGGCCCACCUCAUGGAGAUCCAGGUGAACGGAGGCACGGUGGCCGAGAAGCUGGACUGGGCCCGCGAGCAGUUGGAGCAGCAGGUCCCUGUGAACCAAGUGUUUGGGCAGGAUGAGAUGAUUGAUGUCAUUGGGGUGACCAAGGGCAAAGGCUACAAAGGUGAGCUGCUGCGGUGGCCCCAGUGGUCAGGGGAGGAGGAGGGCUCUCGGGCCCAGCUGUUCGGUGAUGAGGCUCUGGAAUGAG